Molecule: messenger RNA, 310 nt
Organism: Ctenocephalides felis (cat flea)
Lineage: Eukaryota; Metazoa; Arthropoda; Insecta; Siphonaptera; Pulicidae
Product: PDF receptor-like
Exons: 3
Cellular component (GO): membrane
Molecular function (GO): G protein-coupled receptor activity
Source: RefSeq, a predicted model, not a curated record
UAUUUAAAAAGUGUUGCAGCAUUUAAUGUAUUAUAUGUGUUCUGCUUUGAAAAAUACAAUUUGGAAAAAUAUGGGCUGAUUUUCUGAAACAAAACACCUGAGAUGGAUUUCACCGAGGCGAUUUUAUCCUUCGACAGUUCUUCUGCAGAAGAUUGCAUUUUGCAAUACCACGAUUAUAUAAUUCCACAAGAUGGUUUGUUCUGCAAUUGGACCUGGGACUCCUUACUAUGUUGGCCACCAACAAAGGCCAAUUCUGGCAUCAAACAAAAAUGUUCCCUGGUCAAGGGCCAACGUGGAUUGGACCCAACAC